UAUUUCAAAGUUGAUACCCUUAUACGGGGAUUUUAAUGAAUUAGUCAAAAUUUAUUCAAUCAAAUCAAUGAAAUUCUCGUAGAUCGAGUGAUAAAUGAAAAUGAAGCGUUCCAAAAGUGAAAUAAUAAAUGCCACAGUCGAAUCGUAUUUAAAACGACGACAUUAUCAGCAAAGUGGUGAUUUUCUUUGUAAAUCCGAUCAAUCAAUUUGCCAAACCGGUGAUGAAAUGACUCUUAGUGCAACGAUUAAGUUAGGCAUAUCACGAGAUAAUUCAAUUGUCUUUAGUGCUAUUAGUACUGAUACAGCUGCUGUUGAUCAAGCAUUCGAACGGUUAAAAACAUGGAUAAACGUUAUACGUAACGAUAAUAUAAAAACAGAACUGAGAGGCCUUUUGUAUCCAGUAUUUUGUCAUCUUUAUUUGGAAAUGUUACAUGCUGGAAAUAAACAAGCAGCAGUAUUAUUUUUAAAGUCUCAUCAAGGUGAUUUUGUUAAUGAAACGGAAAAAAGUUUUUUAGAAGAACUUUCCGGUGUCUUCUCUAUACAAGAUAUAGAAUUAAGGCCAUUAGUAAAUGCAUUUAGAACUAGAAAAUACAAAGUGGAUAUAUCACAUAUAGCUCAUGUAUGUCUUCAACAAUUUCUUAAAAAACAUGGGCAUAUAACAUUGAUGCAGAUAAUAAAUACACACAUUACUAUAAUUAAGAAAGUAGAUUCUAUUCCUUUGGAUAUGGAUUCGAAUGAAAGUAAAGGGCAGCGUUCUGAGGUUGGAAUUAAUGGACACGUAGAGCAACCAUGUGGAACUGGAGUUGAUCGUGAAAUGCGGGAAUUACAAGAGGCUAUACGAAUGAUACGAAAUUAUCCUUGGCAGCCAUUACGCAUGAUUACCGUUAACAAUGCUAUCGAAAAUGCAAGUUGCGGAAUAUUAACACAUAAUUUAGAUAAAGUAGCUGUAGGAUUUAGCACUGCUGAAGUUAGAUUAUGGGCUACAAGUGACACGGUACUGGUCAAGCCAGAUUUUAGAGAACCAUCUGUAAGUCUUGCUCGUAAUGUCUCACCUUCAAAUAAAUGGAGUGAAAACAAUCUGUUUAAAGAUGAAGCAGGAGCGAUAGUAUUAAGAGGACAUACUGAUGUAGUACAUGAUAUGCGAUUUAUUCCAAAUUCAGAUCUUCUUUUAACAGUAUCUAGUGAUAAACAUAUGCGAGUAUGGGAAUUGCGGGAUUAUACUUGCGCAGCUGUAUAUAACGGACACAACUAUCCUAUAUGGUGUAUGGAUACUAGUAUAUUCAAUUUAUAUAUAGCAACUGGAUCUCAUGAUAGAACUGCAAAAUUGUGGUCUUUAGAUAGAAAAUUUCCUUUAAGAAUAUUUGCAGGUCAUUUUUUAGAUGUCAAUAGUAUAAGAUUUCAUCCAAAUGGACGUUAUUUAGCAACAGGAUCUGCUGACAAAACAAUUCGAUUAUGGGAUAAAGAUGAUGCAAGUUUGUUAAGAGUAUUUGUUGGGGCUCAAUCGACCAUUUAUAGUUUAGCUUUUAGUCCAGAUGGAAAAUACUUAGCUGCUGCUGGAGAUGAUAAGUCUAUUGCAAUUUGGGAUUUAGCAGCUAGUUCAUUAUUAACUGAACUUAAAGGUCACCAAGAUACCAUCAUGAAUGUUGAUUGGAGUUUUGAUGGUCAACGUAUUGCUAGUGCCAGUGCAGAUGGUAUAGUUCGUUUGUGGUCUACACAAGAUAAUAUUUUAGUUUCUAACAGUGGAUCAAAAACAUCAUCGAACAAAACAGACAAUUUUCAUGCAUAUCCGACAUAUUGCUCGAGUAUUCUUUCUCUUCGAUAUUAUAAAAAGAACAAUACAUUAAUAUGUAUCGGAACUACAUGAAACAUUUAUUAUUUUAAUAAAAGCUCCAUAAAAUAACAA
Messenger RNA from Polistes dominula (European paper wasp), 1903 nucleotides. RefSeq names its product will decrease acetylation (gene wda). The record is from RefSeq and is a predicted model, not a curated record. Gene Ontology annotation, molecular function: protein binding. Lineage: Eukaryota; Metazoa; Arthropoda; Insecta; Hymenoptera; Vespidae.